Molecule: messenger RNA, 1564 nt
Organism: Plodia interpunctella (Indianmeal moth)
Lineage: Eukaryota; Metazoa; Arthropoda; Insecta; Lepidoptera; Pyralidae
Gene: Es2
Product: Es2
Exons: 8
Coding region: 97-1533 (478 amino acids)
Cellular component (GO): catalytic step 2 spliceosome
Source: RefSeq, a predicted model, not a curated record
AGGGGCAACACUAUGGCAGAUUGAUUGCAUUGUGCAUCCAUAUCAUGGUCUUAUUUUGUUGUUUUUGUAAUGUGAUUUUGUAAUAAUUUCCACAAAAUGGGAGAGCGAAAUACUUCCUUUAAACCGGGAGAAGCAGCAUUAAGAAACAUGAAAUUAUUGAAAAGUGAAAGCACAGUAUUCAAAGUGCCAAAAGUUCCCAAAAAGAAAAAUAUAAAAAAGGCUCAAGUUUUAGAUGAAGAUGUUUAUGUUGAGGGCAUUGCUAAAAUUAUUCAAAGAGAUUUCUUCCCUGAUUUAGAGAAACUUAAUGCACAGAAUGAAUAUUUGGAGGCUUCUGAAAACAAAGACUAUGCUAGAUUAAGGGAAAUCACUAGGAAAUAUAGUGGCAAUAGACCACCCACAGAACCUUAUAACACACCUGCAACAUUUGACACCCCAGGAAGACCAUACUCUCCAUCUGCACCAACUGUGAGGGAACAAAGACCAGAGGAAAAUGAUAGUAAUAAGGAUAAACCAAAAGAUAUCACAGACAAUCAUACAUUAGAUUCAUUCCUAGCCAAUCACACAAGUGAAGAUAACGCCAGUUACGAUCGUGUCAUUGCAUUGGAAGACAAGAAGCGGUCUACAAAGCUGGCAUCGCAAUUUGAAUCGGAGUUGAAGUCUCUAGCGUUGGCUGAUUCAGCACUUGCCUUGCCGUCUAUUGAGCAGCAAGCUGACCAGACUGACAGGCAGACAGAGGUGGACACAUGGAGAUAUAAAGCCAAGAACUACAUAAUGUACGUGCCGGACGGGGCGCAGCAACAGCCGCCGGCCAAGCCCGAGCUGCAACACCACAACACGAGGCUGAGGGCGGAGCCCUUCGACCACGUCAAGAAUAAGGAGGCUAUCACCGCCAUUGCUAAGAGCCAGGGAGCUACGGUAACAGGAAAGAUUGGUGUGGACGGAGUGAGUAUAACAACAGAGAAGGAAGCCCAAUACCCCUUCGUGGCCACCCCCAGCCCCCGCCCCGGGCUGGACGCGGAUGCCUCCCCCCUCAUGACCUGGGGAGAGAUUGAAGGCACACCUUUCAGGCUGGAUGGAGGGGAUACCCCGCUGCCUGCCGUGGGCUCGGGCGCGGCGUACCGCAUGCUGGAGGGCGGCGCCCGCGAGCGGCUCGCGCUGCAGCUCGCGGAGCAAGCGGCGCGCAGCCGCCGCCUCGCCACGCCGCGCCCGUCGGCAUCCACGCCCAGUUUCAGAACAAACACCGAACGCCUAGCCAGCAUGUCGCCGGCCGCCAGAAAGUUAGCCGCGAAGCACCUCCUCUCCCCGCGCCUCAAGCUAACCCCGCGGGACAUGGGAAUAGCCCACGCCACCCCCAAGCGAACACCCACCCGUGGGCCACUAGUCUCCACCCCCACCGCGAAAACUCCCCAACGACCUUCGUCCACUGGAAGUGUCAACUGUGUCAGCAUGACAGAGAACAAUUUGACAGAUAAUCUGCUGCAAAUCAAUGUGGCGAAGAGGACCAGGUUAAAAGCGCAGGAUUUCUUUUCUUAGUUUAGUUGGAUUAAAUCUUUUUUUGUUCAUA